Periconia digitata is the source of this 1287-nucleotide messenger RNA. NCBI's taxonomy places the organism in Eukaryota, Fungi, Ascomycota, Dothideomycetes, Pleosporales, Periconiaceae. The record is from the annotation of a GenBank genome assembly.
CGAUACUACUCCCCGCAUCAAAAAAACCACACAAAGGGAACCGGCCCCACAAGACAGCACACCGCUCUUCCACCAGCGAGCGCCCAAAUAGAUUCAUAUAGAGAGAGGAACCAUCCACUUGCUAUGGAUGUCCCGUCCGACCUCCCCGAACUCGUCGAAGACUUUACAGCCAACAUCGACGAACUAGCCGACGCCCUCGCGCCGCUCUUAAAAACCCCACUCCGCACCACGCAAGCCACGCUCCCGCUCCUCGACAAGGCAAAACUCAACGUUUUGACCGCCUCCGCCAUUGAGUUCCUCAUCUACAACACGCUCCAAGCAUCCGGCGCCGACGCGAAAGACCACGCCGUCUGGCCCGAGCUCGCGCGUCUCAAGACAUACAGCGACAAGAUCAAGCGGGCCGAGAACGCUAUAGACGGCGAGCAGAAGCCCAGGAUGAGGGUCAAUCAAGAAGCUGCCGCGAGGUUCGUAAAGCAUGGUUUGGCGGGUAACGAGAAGUACGACCACGAGAGGGCGGAGCGCGAAAAGGCAGAGAAGGAUGCAAAAGAGCGUGCCAAACAGUCACUCCGGAAAAUCAAGGCUAGCCAAAAAUUCAACCAGCAGGACGAGGACCGGGCACAGGCGCAGUUGGCUGAGCAGGCGCGGUUGAAGAAGGAGGCGGAACGCGAGGAUGUGGAAAUGCAGGAUGAUUCCUCUUCCUCCUCCUCCGAUUCCGAGUCUGACUCCAGCGAAGAAGAGGACGAUGAGGACGAUGAAGAGGCGGAGGUUGUGGAACAGGAGCAGCGAAGCGGCGAAGAAGGCGACCACGUCGACAGCGAAAACGAAGAUUUCUACGGCGCCACAACAACAAGCCCAUCGCAAAAUCCCAACAACAAAGACGGUGCCGCCGACGACAAGAAGAAGUCGGAGAUGCCGGGCUGGAAGAAAGCGUUGAAGGAGAAGAAGGCCGAGAAGAAGGAGAAGAGAGGCAAGAAGGAGAAGCUGGACAAGAAGAAGAGCAAGUACGAAAAAACCCCUGCGCUGGAUCCUCGCUCCUCGGAACCUGCCGCGCCGAGGGUGAAGGUGACUACAAAGGACAAGUCAAAGUAUAACAAGGACGAACGUCGUGCUAAGAAGAUGGCGAAGCGCCUGGAGCAACAGAGGAAGGGGGAGCAGCAGCAGCAAACCUUCAUCCCUACGAGAGGAAAUGGGCGCGCUCCCAAAUCUCACAGCCAGACGUUCAACGCUUUGCUGGAUGGCUCGUUCGCCGAGACGGCUGCCAAGGGAAAGAAGGGUGGGAAAAAGUGA